GAGCGGAGGCUGAGCGCGGCGCGGACGGAAUGGUUCCUGGAGACAGCAGCAUGAGCUCCCUGGUGCAGAGGAUAGCCCGGCAGGCACUGGUCACCUUCAGGAACCCGCCGAGGAUCGGAGAGGAGGCGGGAAGGUCUUUCCUGGAGAACCACGGCCAGCUCAAGAGCCUCAUGUCGGAGGUGAGCGCGGCGGAUCUGAAGCUAGUCCCGCCAAAGGCGGACAGCUCAGGCGGGACGUCCCCGGCGCGCUCCUACCAGCCCCCGGUCACUUACAUGCACAUCUGCGAGACGGACCACUUCAGUAUGGGCAUAUUUCUGCUCAAAAGCGGCACCUCCAUCCCCCUGCACGACCACCCGGGCAUGUACGGCAUGCUCAAAGUGCUCUACGGGAAGGUCCGGAUCAGCUGCUUCGACCGGCUGCAGCGGCCCAGCCCUCCCCAGGCCCACACGGACUCUCUGCGGCUGUCGGUGCUGCGCUCCACGGGGGAGUUCACCCCGGAGAGCGGGCCCUGUGUGCUCUAUCCCGACCGGGACAACCUCCAUCAGAUAGACGCUGUGGACGGUCCCACGGCGUUUAUGGACAUCCUGGCCCCGCCGUACGACCCGGAUAACGGCAGAGACUGUCACUACUACACGGUCCUGACAGAAGCCGAGGGUCAGGGCGCGGGCCAGCCGGGACAGGAGAUGUGGCUCCGGGAGAUCUCUCAGCCCGCGGACUUCUGGUGCGGGGCAGAGUCGUACCCCGGGCCGCAGGUCUACCUCUGAUCCAGCGGCCCCUCUCCUCUGGGUCUGCUGUAUUCUCUGCACUGGUCACGGUCAUGAUGAAACUGUGAGGCAUUUCAGCUUGUAGCUAAUUAUCAGAAAUAAUGAAUGUAUUGGCCUUUUCCCGAAUGGGAACUUUACAGAUAAUGUUGUGACUUUGGAAAUCACUUCUGUCAUGAAGCUCAAACAACUCCCUGCAGUUUAAUAAUAACACGGUCUAAUUUAACCUUUACCACAUCUGAUCUGUAGGUUUAAAAUCACAUAGAAGUCUCCUUUAGUAUGUGCUUGGAUUGGCUCCUGUGAGUGUCUGGACAGAGGCGGACCCUACGUCAGAGGGACCAGAGGGAGAUGAGGCUGUGACCUCAAAGUGAACUACUACACUAUGCUUCCACCUGCUUACUACUACUACUACUACUACUAUUCAAACUACUGCUCCUGCUGCUCUCCUGCUGACUGCUCGCUCCUGCAGGUGAAAUUGAAUAACCCAGGUGUGAUUACUCUUGGACAAACAAAGCCCGGAGGUGGACGGGAGCUUCCGGAGUGGAGAGUUCUGCUGUACAGGAUAUUGGUGUCAUAAAUGAAACAACACGACUCGGCGGCUCUGUGACAACAGACUCAAACGAAGGGAAAAUUCCUGUAUGAUUUUGCACCUUAUAUUACCCUAUGGAAGGAGUCGUGAUUUCAAUAAAGUAGGGCAGCGACCAAACAUGGAUCUGUAGAUGAGUGUUUUUGAUGAGUUGAUUUUAGCCUAGAUUCAGACAUCACAACAUUCUAUAGACCAAUACUAUUUAACACAGAUGGACAUAGCUCAAAUGAAUAUUGUUCAAAUGCAGCUUUUUGUUGUAAUUCAUUGAGUUCUUGAGUCUAGUCACUAAUAGAAAUGAUCAGGGUCAACAUUUGUGCAUUUAUAUUUUGGAGACUUUAUGGCAAAGUACAAUAUAACCAAUGGGAAAAACUGCCUCUUGCCCCUCAUCUGGGAGUAUGACAUAAUCAUAUUGGUGAGAGAAGUACUUAAUUUUGUUACUUAAGUAAAAGUACAGAUACAGAGGCUAAAAGUUACUUAAGUAAAAGUAUCACAUGAAGAAAUCUACUUAAGUAAAAUUAUUUAAGUACUGUUUAAAAAUGUACUUAAAGAGUAAGAAGUAGUAGUAAAGUAUUUCACACAAGUGUUGUUAAUUUGUUAAAAGUGUAAAUCUAGUGAUACUGUUUUAAAAAAAUAUAUACAUAUUUUGACCAACAAAUCAAUUUCUUAGUUUUUGUUAUGAAUUUUGUGUGUUUAUUUUUUGGUAAAAAAUAACCCCUGAAAUCAUAUGAAAAGUACUUUUUACUUUUCAGGCCUGUUCAAAAAUGUAGUGGAGUAGAAAGUUCAGAUACCUGCUCUCAAAUGUAGUAAAGUAAAAAUAAAAAGUAUCCACUGUAAAAUUUUACUUCAGUAAAGUUCAGGUACCUACAAAUUUUACUCAAGUACUGUACUUUACAUGUACUUUGUUAAGCUCCACCGCUGAUUUCUAGAAUCUGAAAACUACCAGUUUGUCACUUUAACCCUUUAAUUUUAUGUCUUUUAUUUUUAUUAUUUCAUCAAAUUCACAGCUCUUAAGCACUCUUAUUACAAAUGAAUCCUGUACUUGAUCAGUUUGCCAUUAAAUCUAUUCUAAAGUUAAGCUUAAGGUUCACUUUAUCGUCCCCCGUAAUGAAAGUCUUCCUCUGAAUUUGACCCAUCCUUCAGUGACAGGAGCAGUGGGACUCGUCUCCAGAUCUUGAGCUAGUCUUGGGGUGAUGGGGGAGACCGGAGUGCCUGGAGGAAACCCACCCAGACAUCGGGAGAACAUGCAACCUCUACACAGAAAGGCCCGGAUCACUGGGGAGUCAAACCCACAACCUUCUUCCUAUGAGGGGAGAGUGCUAAAUAUAAUGGUAGUGCUGCACAAUAUUGGAAAGUGUUGUG
This is a messenger RNA of Periophthalmus magnuspinnatus, 2706 nucleotides long. It is a transcript of the gene adob, whose product is annotated as 2-aminoethanethiol (cysteamine) dioxygenase b. Gene Ontology annotation, molecular function: oxidoreductase activity, acting on single donors with incorporation of molecular oxygen, incorporation of two atoms of oxygen. Bases 30 to 764 code for a protein of 244 amino acids. The transcript has a single exon. Gene Ontology annotation, cellular component: mitochondrion. NCBI's taxonomy places the organism in Eukaryota, Metazoa, Chordata, Actinopteri, Gobiiformes, Gobiidae. The record is from RefSeq and is a predicted model, not a curated record.